Messenger RNA from Acipenser ruthenus (sterlet), 3273 nucleotides. Its product is annotated as carnitine O-palmitoyltransferase 1, liver isoform-like. Gene Ontology annotation, molecular function: carnitine O-palmitoyltransferase activity. Gene Ontology annotation, biological process: carnitine metabolic process; fatty acid metabolic process. Bases 218 to 2533 code for a protein of 771 amino acids. Gene Ontology annotation, cellular component: mitochondrion. The transcript has 19 exons. NCBI's taxonomy places the organism in Eukaryota, Metazoa, Chordata, Actinopteri, Acipenseriformes, Acipenseridae. The record is from RefSeq and is a predicted model, not a curated record.
GUGAGAGACUGUGUUAUUAUUAUUUGUUUAUUUAGCAGACGCCUUUAUCCAAGGCGACUUACAGAGACUCGGGUGUGUGAACUAUGCAUCAGCUGCAGAGUCACUUACAACUACGUCUCACCCGUAAGAUGGCGCACAAGGAGGUUAAGUGACUUGCUCAGGGUCACACAAUGAGUCAGUGGCUGAGUGAGUCCCAUAUUACUAGCAGGACUGCAGGAUGGCAGAAGCACAUCAGGCAGUCGCCUUCCAGUUCACUGUAACGCCAGAUGGAAUCGACUUCCACUUGAGCCGCGAGGCGCUUAAAAACAUUUACCUUUCUGGAAUAACCUCAUGGAGAAAACGCCUAAUCAGAUAUAAGAAUGGUGUUCUGACUGGGGUUUACCCUGCAAGCCCCUCAAGCUGGCUUAUUGUCGUCAUUGCUAUCAUGAGUACAAUGUAUGCAAGAAUAGACCCCUCCAUGGGAAUGAUUGAUUGCAUCAAAAAAACUCUGCCAGUGAAUGGCUAUCUGGCUGUUCAAACCCAGACUGUUCUGAGUGCCAUGCUGUUUGCUACAGGCCUAUGGGUGUCCCUGAUCCUGGUUCUCCGCUACAUACUCAAAAUGCUGCUUUCUUACCAUGGCUGGAUGUUUGAGCCGCAUGGAAGAAUGAGUAGGACUACCAAGAUCUGGGCAACCCUUGUGAAGAUGUUUUCUGGACGCAGGCCCUUGCUGUACAGUUUCCAGGCCUCUCUGCCACGUCUGCCGGUGCCUGGAGUUGAUGACACCAUCAAGAGGUACCUAGAGUCAGUUCGCCCCCUAUUGGAUGAUGAGCAGUAUAACAGGAUGGAAAGUUUGGCAAAUGAGUUUAAAAAAGACCCGGCCCCCAAACUACAAAAAUACCUGAUCCUGAAAUCCUGGUGGGCAACUAACUAUGUGAGUGAUUGGUGGGAGGAGUAUAUUUACCUGAGAGGCCGGAGCCCUAUCAUGGUGAACAGCAACUUUUACGCCAUGGACCUUCUAUAUGUGACUCCAACUCACCGGCAAGCUGCCCGGGCUGGCAACGCAGUCCAUGCCAUGCUGAUCUACCGUCGGAAAUUAGACCGCGAGGAACACAGUCCGAUGAGAGCAUUAGGCAUUGUUCCCAUGUGCUCCUAUCAGAUGGAAAGGAUGUUCAACACUACCAGGAUCCCAGGCAUUGAGACCGAUUUUAUUCAGCAUUUAAAGGACAGCAAGCACAUGGUGGUGUACCACAAGGGCCGCUUCUACAAGGUGUGGCUCCAUCAUGGGGGCCGGCACCUCCAACCCUGCGAAUUGGAGAUGCAGUUCCAGAAGAUCCUGGAUGAUAAAACAGAGCCACAGCCUGGGGAACUCAAGCUGGCUGCACUGACCGCAGGUGAACGGAUUCCUUGGGCCAGAGCUCGUGUCAAGUUCUUUAGUCAGGGGAUUAACAAGGUCUCUCUUGACGCCAUUGAGAAAGCAGCCAUAUUCAUGACUCUGGAUGAAGAGGAGCAAGGCUAUGACAAAGAGAAGCUAAGAUCCAUUGACUCCUAUGCAAAAUCUCUGUUACAUGGGAAAUGCUACAACAGGUGGUUUGAUAAGUCUUUUAACCUGAUUGCCUAUAAGAAUGGGAAGCUGGGAGUUAAUGCAGAGCAUUCCUGGGCUGAUGCACCAAUUGUUGGACACAUGUGGGAGUUUGUUUUAUCAACAGAUCAUUUUCAGUUGGGAUACACUGAAGAGGGACACUGCAAAGGAGACAUGAACAAGAUGCUAUCCCCCCCAAGCAAGCUGAAGUGGGAUAUUCCACAAGAGUGCCAGGAUAUUACUGAGAGUUCCUACAAGAUGGCCAAAGUGAUUGCAGAUGACGUUGAUUUCCACGGCUGUCUGUUUGAUGACUUUGGAAAAGGCCUGAUUAAAAAAUGCAGAACAAGUCCUGACGCCUUUAUACAGAUUGCUCUACAACUGGCACAUUUCAGGGAUAAGGGAGAGUUCUGCCUGACAUAUGAAGCUUCAAUGACCCGUUUGUUCCGGGAAGGUCGAACAGAAACUGUGCGCUCCUGCACCAUUGAAUCAACAGCAUUUGUUCAUGCCAUGGAGAAUCCAGAUAAAACAAAUGAAGAGAGACUGCAGCUGUUCCACGUGGCUGCUGAGAAACAUCAGAACAUGUACCGACUGGCAAUGACUGGAGCGGGCAUUGAUCGGCACCUUUUCUGUCUCUAUGUUGUGUCCAAAUACCUGGGAAUUGACUCCCCAUUCCUCAAACAGGUGCUGUCUGAACCCUGGCGGCUGUCCACAAGCCAGACUCCUCAGCAGCAGCUCAACAUGAUUGAUUUGAAUAAAUAUCCUCAGUACAUCAGUGCUGGAGGAGGAUUUGGACCAGUAGCAGAUGAUGGAUAUGGUGUGUCGUAUAUCAUCGUAGGAGAAGAUUUAAUCACUUUCCAUAUUUCCAGCAAAUUCUCCAGUCCUGAAACUGACUCCUAUCGCUUUGGGCAGAACAUUCGUCAAGCGAUGCUGGAUAUCAAAGCUCUAUUCAACACUAAGAAAGAUAAGAAGAUGUAAGAACCAUAUAGGGAAGCAUACAAAAUGAAAUGGUUUGUUAUUCCCCAAAAGGUGAUACAUCACCACUGUACAGAAGUGUGGUUAGAAAAACUUUAGUACGCUUAGUUUAUAUGUACAAUCCCAAAUGGUGUCCAAACACAGUUAUACAUACUAAGUAAUAUUGUACAGAAUGUAUUUUUAAACAGACACAUGAGAUCAAAGUGUUAUGUGUGCUAUAUGGGUUUCAGGUAUCUGGAGUACAGUUAUUCCUAAGUGUGUAUUCUACUGUACUUUAUACAAUACAGGUUUACCGAAAUGGUGCAGAUAUUAUUAGUUAAUUUCAACAGUUUGAAACAGUGUGAAUUCAUGUCACCUGAUAUAAUAUUUACUGUUUGUUUAAUGAAUGGUGCAUACUACAUAUAUAACAUUGUAUUUAAGGUAUUUAAGGGAAACUUAAUGUCAAAGACGUUUGUGAAGGAAGCACCUUUUAUCUACGUUUCUGAUUAAUUUAAUGCAAAUAUGAAUAAAGAUGAUUUGCAGAUGUAAGGAUGCAAUGCUAACUGUGUUUCCUGCCAGGAUGCUCCGACAUGUUUAUUUAUCUAGGCUUUUGUGCCUGUUUAAUGAAUACCAGGAACUUUGACAAAAUGAAUUUGCUUUUCAAAAGCAAUGUGCAACUGUUUUGUGUUUUUGUUAACAUUUUGUAAAUUUAAUUAUUUAAAUUACAUUGUUUGUUUGAAUAAAAACCAUGGUCUUUAAUGGUA